Molecule: messenger RNA, 2912 nt
Organism: Nylanderia fulva
Lineage: Eukaryota; Metazoa; Arthropoda; Insecta; Hymenoptera; Formicidae
Source: RefSeq, a predicted model, not a curated record
CUCAGUCGCAGAAUGACUGUCGUCCUGCGAGAGUGGGUUGUUGCUUCGUUCCCUUUUCUCUCUCUAUCCUCUCUCUCGCUCAUCCCUUCUUUCUCUACGUUCUCUCGAGCCUUCCCCUCCCGGUCAGUUGUGUGAGGAGCCCAGCUGUAGCAUCGUGCCCGUUCACGAUAAAGGAUCGUCGACGAGAAGCGAGCAGAGGCUGUCUAACCUGCAACGGAAGCGUAUCUUUGCGGUGCGUGCCUUCCUUCCCUCUCUCUCUCUCUCCCCCCUCCUUCCUUUAUUUCUUUGAGGUACACGUGCAUGUAUCCGUGUGAGUGAGUCCACAAUUUUGGUGACAAGUGAACGCACGGUGUACGAUCGUGUUACGUUCGAUUUACCCUAUCGUAAGUGUUCCCGUUCCCCGAAGACACACACAAGAUGAAGUUGACGUUCACUGCCGUAGCGUUACUCCUCGGUCUUGUUGCGUGUACACGUUCGCAAGAGAGCUUACCAUCUACUGACGAGAUGCUGAAACAGGUCGGCGGAGUGAUUGGUAACAUCCCCGAACUGAACAAUCUGAACGCAUCAGCAUUACCCAGCAUCGAAGAGGCGAAAAAUCUCUUUAAAGAGAAGUGUACGAAGAACGGUGGACCAGCUGCAUUCGACAAUGCCCAGCAAGCCCAGACGGACAUGUUGCACUGUGUUGAGUCGCUCAUCAACGUCACAGAACUUCGGGCGGAGAUGGAGAAGUACAAGCCGACCGGCGAUCUGGACAUAGUAUUUAAAAAUUAUUGCAACAAGCGUUCAACUUUGCGUGCUUGCGUCACCAACUUUACCAAUACAAUGGAACAUUGUCUGGACGAUAAGGAGAGAGAAAAUAAGAAGAUUGUGCUAAAUAUCACUGAUUCAUUAUUGGAAUUUGUUUGCUAUAAAGAAGGAGAUCGUAUUGCCCUUUUCAUAUCAGCUGGAGGACCGGAAUGUUUCCAAUCUAAACAGGAUGCGAUUCAAGAUUGUGCCAAUCGUACAUAUGGUGGUUACAUACCAAAACCUGAUCCAUCUGGUAGCAAUUUAAUCGGACUGGAUAGUUUGCCCUCACUGACUUUCGGUACCAAAGAAUGCAGAGAGAUGAAUAGCUUGCAAACCUGUAUUGUGGCGGAAUUGGAAAAGUGUCCAGAUCCAACGCCUGCGAAUAUAAUGGAUUCCAUAUUUAAUUUUGUCAAGAGGGUAACGCCGUGCGAAAAUGUUCUCAAUGCGCAAAGUGCGGCUGCCACUGGUACAAAGGCAUCUGGUGCCUCGCACAUAACAGCUCUUUCCAUCUUAGCGAUCAUUCCGUUCAUCAUAGCAAGUGGAAAAAGAGCUGAGUUUACAUCCGACGAGGACUCGGUCAACAAUGAUGCGUGUAGCGAGAUCAGCGGCCAAUCCGACAAUCGCAGCAUGCUGGAAGACGCCAACGACAACGAGGUGGACGAGCUCGCGCAGCAGGAGGCGUUCGAGGAGAAGCUGAAGGAGGCGAUCGAUGGGCUGACGCAAAAGAGCGCCAAGGGCCGGGUGAUAUGCUUCAACGGCAUAGAGAAGAUCUUCGCCAUCAAGUACAUCCCGGACUUCGUCGAGGACAGAAAGAUGACCAUCACGGACUCGGUGGAGCGGGGCUUGAAGAAGGGACGGGAUGACGAGCAGGCGACCGCGGCCAGAUUGAGCACCCUGUUAUGCGUCCAGCUGGGGGCGUUCGAAAGCGCAGAGAUGGUCUGCAGGGACCUGAAGUCGACCCUCACCUUCAUCGCCAACGAUAAUACUGCUCCUGUCCACGCUCGCGCCGAGUGUUGCUGGGCACUAGCCAUGAAUCAGUUCUUGUCCGGCAACGAUGCGACUGACACCAUGGAAAUCGUGCAGCUACUGUCGUCCAUCUUCUCCGGUUCCUACUUGAAGGGGAAUGGCGCGAUCGCCAACAUCUCCACGGACGUGGCGGCGUUACACGCGGCAGCUAUCUCAUCCUGGACCCUGCUUCUCACGGUCAUGACCUCGGCAGACAUCUACAAUUUGCUCGCGAGCGACAGGAGCAACAGUUACAUGCCCUCUCUCAAUCGAUUGCGCGAAUUGCUGGAGUCGCCGCAUCUCGACGUACGCCUGUCGGCCGGCGAGGCAUUGGCCGUAAUAUUCGAGCUCGGUCGUGACUUCUCCACCGACUACGAGCAGGACUGGGCGCUCGACCUCGUCGAAAUUCUCAAGGAACUCGCCACAGACUCCAACAAGUAUCGGGCUAAGAAGGAUCGCAAGCAGCAGCGCGCUAAUUUUAGAGACAUUCUGCGUUACAUCGAAGAAGACAUUGUUCCAGAGAUGCACGUGAAAUUCGGCAAGGAGAUCUUGUAUUUAGAGGGAUGGUGCGCGAGGACCCAGUACAAUGCCUGCUGCCGGCUGCUAGGACCCGGUAUCAAUAUCCAUCUUGCUGAAAAUCAACUGCUGCGCGAGAUUUUCCAUCUUGGCAACAAAGUUCUACCUCCAUUAGUAACGGUGAAAACGAGUAAAUUAGAAAGAACAUUGAUGAACGCGGCUGCGUUCAAGGCACGCACCAUUCAGCGCAACAAGAACCGCGAUAAACGAUCCGCAGCCAUGGCACCGUAAUCACACUUCUGCUCCUAUGCUGGCUGUCUGAUGUUAUGUUAGUGUAAUGCAAGUAUAUUUGAUUUUUUUUUGUUAAUUUAUUGCAACUACAUUUAAUAGCGUAAAUUAUCGUUAUUUCGAUAUCGGAAUUGUCGUUCGAAUCAAAAUUGUAUACAGAUAUAUAUUCUAUGAAUGUAAAUCUUCUCCUCUCGCAAAAAAUUCUGUAUGUAUUUUUAUUUCUCGCCGCUUUUUAGCAGCUUUACCUUUAUUUCAUGGUAUUUAAUGAAGUCCACGUGUGUAUAUACAAGUCUAAAUAUAUGUAUAUACAAUGGUAA